AUGUCCAAUCUUCAUCUUAUUGUUCUUCUUCUGGCCCCUGCAUUGAUGUGUAGCAUCGUGGAUUCGAUGCAGUUCGAGCUGCGAGCCGCUCACCCCAAGUGCAUUUCCGAGGAUAUGAAGAGCAACGUCAUCAGCUCCGGCAAUUACCACGUCGUUAAUCUCAACAAUGUCGGCACCGUUGAUGAUAGUCACAAGAUCUCUGUCAGGGUAUGCUCAUCAUGA
This is a messenger RNA of Sphenostylis stenocarpa, 222 nucleotides long. NCBI's taxonomy places the organism in Eukaryota, Viridiplantae, Streptophyta, Magnoliopsida, Fabales, Fabaceae. The record is from the annotation of a GenBank genome assembly.